CCAGCCGGCCAUGCCAACAGUACUCUGUGUCAUCAUUCUCCUCCUCAGAAGUCUCAGUCUUUGCUUUGAAUCAAUCGACUCAGCUCGUGCGCUUGUUGACGAUGAUGUCUUCCCCUCAGUCAUGUCCAAGAAAAUCAAAUCAAAAGCCAUCGCAGUCGCAAGCCCGAAACCAGUUCGAUUCCGACAAGGAAAACAAUAAUUUUGUGGCUUUGAUGUUGCUCUUCUCUGCCCUUCAAGUCGUUAUUUCACCUCCAAAAUACUGUGUCGAAGCUUGACGCACCCAGACAUUUAUGUGAAUUCUUGAUUUCUUCUUCCACGUUUGAUCAGGUGCCAAAAAUGGAUUUGAAGAGUGGUAAUGGAGCGGCAGGAGGCAUUGAAACUUCCAAGAUCGCUCAAACCGUGGAAGUAGAGGCGAAGGACGUGGGAAGUGUUAGCGCCAGCAGCAAAGAUGCGUUUCUGAGAGCGGAUAAGAUUGAUUUCAAGAGUUGGGAUUUACAAUUAGACAAGCAUUUGAGUAGGGUUUGGUCCAGGGAUGGGUAUGCUGGAGCUCACUCCAAGAAGACGGAAGAGUGGGAAAUUGAUCUAGGCAAGUUAGACAUAAGGAAUGUUAUAGCUCAUGGGACUUAUGGCACAGUCUACCGAGGUGUUUAUGAUGGCCAAGACGUUGCAGUGAAAUUGUUGGAUUGGGGGGAGGAUGAUAUUACUACAGCUGCUGAAACUGCUGCUCUUCGUGCAUCAUUUUGGCAAGAGGUUGCUGUUUGGCAUAAGCUUGACCAUCCAAAUGUCACAAAGUUUGUUGGAGCUUCUAUGGGAACAUCAAAUCUGAAGAUUCCUUCCAACAGCAUUUCGAGUGAUGCUCACAAUUCUGUUCCUCCAAGAGCUUGUUGUUGUGUUAUUGUUGAGUACCUCCCAGGCGGAACUCUAAAAAAGUACUUAAUCAGGAAUUCAAGAAAGAAACUCGCCUUUAAGGUUGUGAUUCAACUUGCUUUGGACCUUUCUAGAGGUUUGAGCUAUCUUCAUUCUAAGAAGGUUGUACAUCGUGAUGUUAAAACAGAAAAUAUGUUGCUAGAUUCUCAUAGAACCCUGAAAAUUGCUGAUUUCGGUGUUGCUCGAGUUGAGGCUCAAAAUCCAAGGGACAUGACUGGGGAAACUGGUACCCUUGGAUACAUGGCCCCAGAGGUCCUUGAUGGUAAGCCUUACAAUAGGAAAUGCGAUGUCUACAGUUUUAGCAUAUGCUUAUGGGAAAUAUAUUGCUGUGACAUGCCUUAUCCUGAUCUUAGUUUUGCUGAAGUGUCUUCGGCUGUUGUUCGACAGAACCUACGCCCAGAAAUCCCUAGAUGUUGCCCGAAUUCAUUGGGAAGCAUCAUGAGGAAAUGCUGGGAUGCAGACCCUGAGAAGCGCCCAGAGAUGGAUGAGGUAGUGAGGUUGUUGGAAGCAGUAGACACAAGCAAAGGAGGUGGAAUGAUACCCGAAGGCCAGUCACAUGGCUGCUUCUGUUUUGGGACACCGCGCGGUCCAUGACAGUUUCUUUCUCCGCCUUCUCCCCCAUUGUGUAAUCAAUUCAAUUUUCGACCUCCUCCUCCUCCUCCUUCAUAUGCCUUGACAAUCAAAUGGAUGUCUUGAAGCUGCAGCAGUCAUCGUUAGACUGCAGCCAGAUGUUUUGACAUGGAUCAUGGAUGCUGAAGAUUUUUCAAUGUAGGGAAGGAAUGCCAUCUCAGAAUAAUCAAGUUUUCCUGUUCCUUUCACCAUUCCCUAAGCUUGCUUUAUAGCAUUUUUCAUUGACUGCCUGAAGUUCCAGGUUAAAUGAGGGGAAUUGCAGUUGCAGUCAGCCAUUUCCCCCCAUUUUCUUUUCCUGUGCAAUGUACUUUUUCUUGCAGUAUUUUCCUUACUCUUUAUAUUUUCACAA
Messenger RNA from Diospyros lotus (date-plum), 1906 nucleotides. RefSeq names its product serine/threonine-protein kinase STY13-like. Gene Ontology annotation, cellular component: plasma membrane. Gene Ontology annotation, molecular function: ATP binding; protein kinase activity. The coding region runs from base 337 to 1521 and encodes 394 amino acids. The transcript is spliced from 6 exons. The record is from RefSeq and is a predicted model, not a curated record. NCBI's taxonomy places the organism in Eukaryota, Viridiplantae, Streptophyta, Magnoliopsida, Ericales, Ebenaceae. Gene Ontology annotation, biological process: protein phosphorylation.